UGAGUCAGCCCAUUCGAUUGGUCGAAGUCGAUGACGCCGUUGGAUGUCAUCGGGAUCGGCCAUGUAACCCGAUCCCCGCCACCAGCAGAGCGAGAAGAGCCCGAGAAAAACGGUUUGUCAAGAGGCAAGAGAAAAGUUUUCGAAAGAAAAUCGAGCAGCGAAAUUGGCCAACGGAAGAGAAACGAGGAGAGGAGAAAAACAACUGGAAGAAGACGAGGGAGAAGAAGAAAAAAGGACGGAAGUGAAGCAGGCAGGAACGUAGAGUUUACAAUAUUGGGCUUCAUCGAUGAAAGAGAGGCGAGGAAAAGUUUUAACAUGAAAAUUUGUGAUGAAAAGAGUUUUUUCUAAGACAGGAAAAAUAACAUCUUUCGUCGUCCAAUCGUCGGGAUCGUCAUUAUUAUCGAGAACAGAGUAUCGCAAUCGAAUACAAGACCACAAAAAACGCGCUAAAAUUACUAUUCGAGCAUUCAAUUGAGAGAUCGUUCACAUGCUUUUCACCGCAUGAGCGACCGUGGUGAAAAAUUCUGCUGGUUUCUACGAUAAAUUUAGUUAUACAAGUCCAUUUUUCACCCCGGUUCGCUGUAUUUCACUUCCUCUUCUCUCCAUCUUUCUCGCGCUCGCGGUUUCGUUACUGCUUCAUAGUCGCUGAGAACGAACCACGCCUAUGGUCCAAAGAGCUGUGAAUAAGAGAAUUGAUAGGAAAAUAAAAAAUGCGAGAAUAGCAAGGACUGAUUUCGUUGUAACGAAAUGUCUUUUCACCUUUCAAUCCGAACAAUGUGCUCUUGUGGAAGAAAGAAGGGGACUGAUAAUAUUAGACAUAAAGACAGGAAAAAUAAAUAUUCAACGAGCAAUGAAAAUGAGAGACGGGCCAAGAGAAACAUCUAUAAAUGAUUUUAAGUUUUUUUUGUUUCCAACGAUACGCGAACAUUUUGAACUCCUUCAUUUCAACUCUGAAGUUAUAACCUUUGAAAAAUUCCAGUAGCCGAAGGAACGCAUUGGGAUUCUUUAAAUUAAUUGAAGCGAAGCUCUUGAAAAAUAGAUUGAAGGAAAUGGAAAGAGAGAAAGAGAAAGAUGAGUUGUCGAUAAAUCAAUGGGAAUACGGCCAAAGAGAUUUAAGGAGAAGUAAAAAAACAACACGACCGAACAAUCUGAGAAAAGAGUCGAAGGCCGCUCCGAAAGGGCUGCUGCAGAUUACAAGCUCCGGCCAUUCGACGUCGCAACGCAAAAGUGAAACCUGUGACAGAGAAAAGUGGAGAAUUAAGGGUUCUUAGCGAGGCCACCAUUGUUCCAUCUCUCGAUGAAUCUCCCUGGUAUGCCGGUACUCCACAGUUAACGUUUCACUCGAUCUUCUCGUCUCUCAUUCGAUCCUGCAUCGACACCGUGUGACGCCAACUCGGAAAAUCCUCUCUUCAUUAUCAAUGAAAAAACGCUAGCCGUCAAGAUGGAAACUUCUCGGAUCCUCGUUAAAACCUCGUCAAUAAAUCGAUCUAUUGAAAAUUUCAACUAGAACGAAUUUAAUGGUUGGUAAAAGUAUUCAUUUCAUCGAAAGGAAAAAGGCUCCUCUUCGAAAUGCCACGAACAAACGAUCGUUCAUUGGAUAUAUUUAAAAUUCUUAACCAAAAGUGAAAUACUUUCGCUCUUAUUAGAUGGAGUAACCAACGACAAAUGAAUAUGUGAACAUCGACAAAGUUAUUCAGAAAAAGGGGUUUCGCCGUCAUCAGUUGGCAAGAAUAUUGAUGAAUGGAAGGGUGUCGAAAAUCAGAUGAAAAGUUGUCAUGUGAUGACUGAUCAGCUGACAAAAAAGAAAUGGUGUCAAGUCAAGAAACGGAAGCAAAACAAGAGAAAAACUUUAAUAUCGAAACUGAAGAACGGGGAUGAGGCAUAACGAGACAGGGAGCAAGAGAAAAGGAGAAGAGAAAUUAAAAAAGGAAGAUGGAAUAAAAGGGGUGAAAAAGAAUGAAUCACCAUAGGAACAAAAAACAUAGAAAGUAAUAAGCAGCUAAAUAAAAAAGUGAUGAAAAUUGAAUGAGAGAGUCUGUAUGGCUCCUUAUUGCCUACGCUUUCUCCCGUGUGGACGACGAUGGAUGUAGUGAAUUCCCAAGACGAUGGGCAGCACUUAAAUUAUAAUGAAACUCAAAACACAAUAAGUAAAAAAAAAAAAGAAAGAAAGAAAGAAACGAAUGACAAAAGUGUAUUCGACGAAGACGAUUCUCGCAUCGCGUCACGCAUGACAAAAGUUGUUUUUUAUUUCGUUCUCCAUUUCAACGGAUAUAUACAGAAAAGAUGAUGAUGGAGAAGGGAAGAAACGAGCGGUUGAAAGUUUUAGAUCGAAGCCGAAUGAGACAUGAGAAAAUAAUCGGCAGACACAGAAGAAUAAGAAAGACAUGAAAACGACGAAGGGAAGAAUGAGAAUUUAUUUAGGUUUUAAGUUUCUAGCGAAUUAACGAAUAGACAAAAGAUGGAAAAAACACACACCUUAAUCGAUAAAUAGCGGAGUUAUGUAGUUGUUGAACCGUGCGACGGCUGUUUGAAUAAUAACGAUUAUAUAGCAAAUAAGAAAAAAAAAAAAAGAAAAAAAACUAGUUGAAACUUUGUAGUUAGGGGAGAUUUUGCCCAAGGUGUCCGAGAGAAAGGGACAACGCGUGAACGAAAGUGAGUGCUUGUGCGUUUGCGAUCGUAUGCUUCUCGACUGUUUCGCUUUAUGAAUUGAGAAAGAAGAAAAUAAAUAAUUUUAAAAACAUCAUAAAAAUGAAAAACAUAAAGAAAAAGACAAGUGAGUUUAACGAAAUGAUUGGGAGGAAAAAUAUAAAGUGUGCCUGUAUAUGCACGAGUACGUUUGGCGAUGAUAGCGUAGUAAUAUUUAAAUUGUAUGUAUGUCAAAAAAAGUUUAUUUGAAUACAUGAGUAAGUAGAUAUUAGGCUCGUGAAGAUGAAACAGCGGAAUAUAGAAAAGGAUGAAAUAAUUAGCACACGACGCGUCGAUAAAUCAACGUGGUUAAAAACCAAGUCUUUGCUUCGUUUCGACAUAGCGCUCCUGGAAAAAAAAUCUCGUUUAAAGUCAUACUGAUAACUCGAUGAAUUAGCCAUUGAUGAUGAAUCAUCAAAACCUUCGAAUUCACGCGAUGGAGAAUAAAGCGUCGUUUGUUCGUUCCGGCGCGUCGAAGCAUUUGUUAAAGUUAUUAUAGUUUAGUGUUGAGUCCAAGACACACCGGAUACGAACACUAACAUUAACCGAGAAAAUUUGGAAGCGCGAAAUAUUAUGCCGCGGAGUUUGAGGAUUGGAAAUUGGCUGAGCGCACAUUCGAAUCAGCAUUGACCGAUUGAUCGACGACCGAUUAAUUGACUGAUUGAUCAAUCGUGUAACCAAAUGGUUGAUCAAUGCAUCACAAACGUCACAGAGACCACCGUGAAUCAACACUCGAGCAUUAAUUCGCUGGCUAUUUUUCUCAUCCAAGAGACUCUCUCGCGGCAAUUCGUGUGGCCAGAUGAAGGUGUGACAUGAACGAUCGAAGCAUGGACUUUAUGGUGGAUAACGCAUGCCUUAUAUAUAUUAAAGAAGAGUACUAAAAUGAGGAAAAAAUCGAAAAAAACACACACGCGUUUAGGAACCCCGCAAAAUACUCAAAAAUAACGGGUGCUAAAUUUCGUUAUACACGUGAAGUACGCAAAAAGUCGGUCGUUAGAGUCAGACAAGAAAAAGACGUUUGGAAUAAUUGUAAAAUUCUAUCAACAUCGUCGUCCUGUUGCUGCUGGAGAACGAAUGAGUUGAAAAAAGAUCGAAUAAAGUAAAUAACCCAAAAGUGAUGAUGAAAGUCCCUGUGAACGGUAUGAUCCCGAGAAUAAACGAUGGCAUAGCUAUUUUUUUUCUUUUUUCGACGAACGUAUGUAUUGUAAAGAACAAUGUAUGAUUUGUGGAAAAACGACGUGCGUAAUUUAAAACAGAAAGCGAAACAGUGUGAGAGAGAAAGAGAGAGAGAGAGAGAGAGAAAGCUAGGAAGAAAAUGAGAAAACUUGACACAAAAAAAAGUUUAGAGUCAUUUUUGUAUGGACGAUGGAGAAAACAAAGUGUAUUUUUUUAUUUUCAAUUCUCCUUCGCGAUUCUCAACAACACUUUCCAACGAUUCUUCAUACGACAAAAGGAACAUAUAAGACAAAACAAACAAAGAAGAAGGAUCACUUUUCCGCUCAAAAAUCCUGUGACACGAUUCUAUUCCUAUCUGUCUUUGUCCCUAGAUAUUUCGUUUCAAUUUCUACGAUGAAUGAAAAAUAACUGAAUAAAUAAAUGGAAAUUCCAAACGAUAAAAAAUAGCGGAUGAAAAUGUUUGCAAAGCUAUCGUUUUCCUCGGCGAAACGAUCUCGAAUCGGUGCGAGGGAAUUAAUUACAUAACGUAGAAUGGAAAAACCGUAUAUCGAGGUUCGGCAUCGUUGUAACAGUCACGGCUUUGAAUGUUACUUUUUUUCUCUUUCAUUACUGCUGUCAGUGUUGUAAAUGUUUCUCCGAUGAGUCGAUACUCUUUCCUAAUUUAAAUGAUAAACAAAAGGAAAAAAUCAUAGACAAGAGUGAAGUAGAGAGAGGGAGAGAAAGAGAAAAAGAGAGGGAAAAGAAACUCCGGAAGAAUAAUUAAAGUGAGACCUUUCGAAUUUCAGUUGUGUCUCGUUUUAGCCAAUAACUUUAUUCUCGUUUUUAACGUCACCUGAUCUUCCUCCGCUUUAUCUAACAAACUUGUGGCUCGUCGUUUCAUCGUAAAACACAAAUGUACAUAGCUAUACGUCGCGACUCGUGCAAUCGCAACUUUACGAGCGAAAAUCCGAUGUGGCAAAGUUUCUAAAGUCUCGAUAGCUUCGUGGCACCUUCCAGCUGUAAAAAAGAAAAACCUGAACGCUUGACAUACAUAAAUAUAUAUCCGGUUGCCUGGAGUUACAAAACUUUUGGUGACUUAGCUUUUACGAGAACGUGAAACGAAGAAAAUCAUCGACCCCUGUCCUCUCGUACGUUUUUCACGUUCGAGUACAGCGACGAAAAAAUAAAAUAAAAUAAAAUAAAGUUACAGAACAUCCGAGACGUACUUCCGGUGUUAUGUUGAAAAAAUCGAUACCGCGACCGCUCCACGGUCAAGAGGAAAAGAAAGUUAUAGAACGGAGAAUCUACUUGAGAAAAGUUCACAAGAAAAGAAGUGCUUGAGGUGGCAACGGUGAAGUACGAGGAAUCGGUACUGCGAAGCUUGAAAAAUCGAGCCAAGACCAAGUCGAGAAAAGAAUAGCACGAAAGGAUAAAACGAGGAAGAUGCAGGAUAAGAACGGUUCAGUAAAUCGAGUCACCACAUAUUUUAUCGUCAUCUCUUUUACUCGAAAAGCAUGUUCUCUUUUUCUGUAUAUUCGAGGCACAAUUUUGUAACUCAAUUCACCAGUAAUAUCACUAUUUUCGUGAUAUGAAAACGUCACAAUCGAAAAAAACGCAUGCCGCGUAUAAGGUUCGUACAAUUCGUAAGAGCCUAUUCGUUUUUAUAAUAAUUCAUUCCGUUCAAUUUAUUUUUCGAAUUCGACGAGGCUGAAGUUGCCCCUUUUUCUCUCCCUCGAUCGGUAUCGCCUCCGAACGAAGUACGUGCUUUCGUGGAAAUCUUAUUUCUCUCUAACACUGUUUCACGAUAGCACUUCGAUGUUGCAUGUUCGAGCGAAUAUUCGUGUACUGUGUAAUUCUACUGUCCGGACUUUUGUCUCAUAAAUGUAUUUCAUUGGUUAUUGUAUGAAUGGAUGUGCAGUGUUUACUUCUUCUGUCGUCUGUGUCGUGUUUGCAGCUAUGUGAAAUUCGCUGACGCUUUACAGCGGGUCCGGUUCGUCGAGAAUUUAUUUCACGCAGCGAAUACUUACGCGUGUUUGCCAAUUUUUCCAAACACAAUCAGGCCUUAAUUCAUUUUUACAGAGAUCCUCAAAAGUAAAUGCGAUCAUUUCGGACGUAAUGGAGCAUCUGUCGUUGGAAGUUGAGUUUUUCUUUCUUUCCUUUCGUCUGGGACAUUGUAAUUGAAAAUCCAUUAGAAGAGAGGUGCUCGUAAUGAAUUUUUUUUCGCCGAAAAGUGCCGUUACAAUCGCUAUUCUAAAGUCAGAGUCAAUAGCCUCAGAUCUGUGUCUCGCGCAUCUAAACACGUAUAUUUUUUCAUGAGACACGAACGCUGUACACAGACAAUUAAAAUGAAUUAUGAAAGUGAUGAAUAUAUGAUUGUUAUAUCGACGAAAAGAAAAAGACAAGUUUUCCAACCAUCAAAUGAUGAGGUUUUGGACGAACUGGACCACGCUUUAAUCUGUAUGUCUCACUUCCUCUCUCUCUCUUUCUCUUUUCUCUUUUCUCUUUUCUCUCUCUCUCUUUUUGUCUCUGUCUCUCUUGACCUGUCCUUCCCUCUUUUUUAUUCUGGGGACUCCUCUUUCAUACACACUUCGUCUCUGAUCUUGGAUACAUCUCGAUGAUGAUCAAAAGAUCAAUAUUAUUUGUUAACUGUGCAGUAUUGGUCUGACAAGCCUCCCUGACCAGAAAGAACAACUCGGCAGUUCAGCUCCUGCUCUGUUGGAUGACCCACCCCUAAAAUCAUGAUGAUCAAAGUCCAGCGACAGCUUCGUACACAUCUACGAAUGGACCAUUAAUUAAUCCAAUCCAAAAAUGGUCCGAACCUCCUUCAAUUAUCCCGAACAAUAUACUUGAAGUCAAUUAACUCAAUUAACCCCGAGAAAUGUAUAUUUCAUUAGUCGAAAGUUCGCGAUUUCAUUUAUUCUUUUCUCAUUAUAAAAAUAAAUUAAUACAAUACUCAAGUUAUAUUGAAGAUCAUUCGUCACUCGCAAAUUUCUCGUUCAGCCUCGAUCUCUUCGAGUGAAAAAAGCCCCUGAAGAAAAUCGCUUUCGAUUUUCAAAUUUGCGAGGAAAUACGUAGACCGACGAAAACAAACGAAAAUAAUCAGAUAAACCAAUAAAGUAAAAAUAAAAAAGAAACGGGACAAAUAUAAAAGAGAAUAUUUAUGAUUGUAAACUGUAAUAAGAUCUAUGUAAUUCUUGUAUAUCGUUAUUAUUAAUCACACGCUUGGGAAUGAAACAAACAACGUAUUUUUAUGGUUUCGUUCUUCUAAUGUGUUACGCUGACGAUCAUCGAUUAUUCAAAUAGCAAGAUUAAUGAUAAACACCACAUACAUUACCGCGACACAAAGAUCUUCGUGUAACGUCGUUAUUGUUACGAAAUAAAUCGUUAAUCGUUUAUGGUCGAGCGAUGUCCCCGCGAACGAAUAUUUUCCCUUUAUUUAUAUAAAUCUACAUAUAUAUAUAUAUAUAUAUAUACACAUAUAUCAUCAAUAUAUAUGUCUAAUUCUAUAUAAAUGCAAAUAUAUAUUACAAAUCGUGAUCUCUAUUUCCGAUUCACGUACGAUUGUCAAUCGUAGACGAAAAAAAAAAAACAAACAGUUCUUUCAUCUGUCUUUGAGCUCGCACCUUCGAUGUCUCUACGUGCAUGUACGCUACUGCAUUUCGUUCAAUAUAUAUACAAAUGUAUAUGCAACAACGUGUAUAUGCGUGUAUUAUUGAAUACGUGGAAAAAAAUGCUCUAUAUAUAUUUUGCUGCCUGCCGGGACACAGAGGAGCGAGACUGCGUUACGAAAAAUUGAUGGUAGCACGAGGAGAUUAACGAACUUCAAAAAGGAAUCGUGUUAAUCCUCUUUUUCAGGAAAAAUAGUCUCGCUCGGUCUUACACAAAAAAAUAUAUAUCUAAUCAACUCCGAGAUUAACACGAAUCUCUCGCGUUCUCGUGUCAGUGAAAUGAUUAUCCAGUCCGAUUGCUCCGCAGCUUUCAAAGGGCAAUAAUGCAAUUUUUCGAGUCUCACGAACACAACGCGAAAGAGGACAGAGAAUAAAAAGAAGAUCUUGAAAAUACUCGAUGCCUUUGGCACUGUGUCUAACUUAUUCGUAUUCCACUGUUAACAGAAAACAAACAAACAUCAAGACGUUUAAUGUUGCUGCUACUGUUAUAUGCUAAUUAAUGUCGUAUGUCGUUGUUGUUUCUCGAUAUUCAAAACUUCGAUGCACCCUCGUCUCCGCAUACGCAUGUAUGUUUAUACCUACGUCGCUCCAAUCGAUGAUCAACCGGGCGGUUCGCGAUUGAGCCAUUUUGGCUGAAUUCCGUUUACAUUCUAACUGUCCUUGCUACUUUUUUUCGUCCUGUUUUCCGGGUGAUGAAUUUUCGAAUGAAUUUUUCAUAUUUUUGACGAAACCUUCGUACAUUUUUUUGCGAAUUCUGUUUCAUUCGGAAUCUUUGGUUUUGUGAAGAUAUGAAAAGUAAUAAAUGAUUUUCUUCAGUUAAACGUUAUUACUUUGGGAAAUAAUCGCUCGGUAAAAGACAGUGGACUUUGAUGAUCUUUGUCAAGUGAAAAUCGAUGUCAACUGCAACGACUUUGGUGUGCGCAUAGACUCGAUACUAGGUGUGACUUUGUGCGUAUUUUCUUAUUAGCGAACGCUUGAAACUUGCUGUGAAAAAGUUUACUGUGAUGAUCGGUAAACCGAUGAUCCUCGAUUCGAGAAUCGUUACGCCCUUUCGAUAUUUCACGGUUGUGAAAUUAAGCCCGUUGAUGACACGCUGUGAGCAUAAUCGGUCCGAGGAAAAAAAGCACUAAAUUGACGAACCGUUGCGGCCUAAAAUUCAUCGUUCUCUCGACAAUAUUUUUUUGGAAACUCUUUGAAAGAUCCUAAACACGAAUGUCUCCACACUUUUUCGACAGGUUCGCGACGCUCUUUCGUUUAUUUCGUCGAAACGCGAUCUUGAUCUUUCUCAAUUGGAACGAGGACCGGAUCACACGGUGAAUCGAGCUCUGACGACAGUCGUCGAUCGAGUACAGAGUUGAACCGAUAAGUUCGGGAGCAAAGUGCAAGUAUUUUAUUCCAACCGACAACUCAGAAGAUCCUUUAUCUCAUCGGGGAUGGGAGUUUUCGGGGAACUGUGAGUAAAUUUCUCCUCGCAACCGAAGAAUUCAUCUUCAGCAUUCUUCGAGCUCCCUAUCCGUUCUGAGCAAUCUGUUGAUACGUUUCCAAUUUUCGUCUCCUCUCUUAGGCUCUCCAGCGCUUUUACUUAAGCCACCCUAAGCCACAACACGGCAACGUGGCACGUGAUAUAAAAAGGGAGAAUCGACAGACACACACACACACGCGCACACACACACAGUCGCAGGCAGCCACAGAGUCUGCAUACGUGCGCACACUUACACUUCUCGAUCGACACAUACGUUUGGACACACCCACGCAUAGUGACACUCGAGAGUUACUCAAUUCGUGUUUCAUGUAAACUCACAGCCGCGGACAUACGACGCUGAUUAUUUAAUGUUAAGCAAGAGUGCAAGAGUGUUAAAAGAGUCGCAAGUCGGUGUUCGAGAAAACGAUUGAGCAGGGGGGGGGGGGGGGAGAGGAGAAAUUAAUAUGUUUAUCCUCCCCUCCGUUCGUGGCAUUAACCGAUUAUAAAAUGCUCGCGGCUAUGGGAAGAUUGGUCUUUGAGAAUUUUUCACCCCCAACGGGGAGCUUAGGGUCUGGAUAGGUUAUUGAAAAACCAGGUAUAAAGGACAACAAAUCGAUCUUAAAGCAACGUUAGAUAAUUAUAGUCGAAAAACAAGUAUAAUUUUAAAAAUAUUUAAAGAUGGAAGCGAGUGGGCGUUUGAGCGAAUAAGACGGGCGCUGUCGGAAGCGAGAGCAUGCGACCCGGGGGACAGGACGAGUGUGACGAUCGCGACGAAAGAACCAUUGAAUCUUCAUUUCGAGAAUAAAUGCGCCGAAGAAUUGAGGUCGCUCGCGACAGAGACUGUUGUGUUUGCAUUAUUUAAGCCCCAAAUGUAAAUAGCCCUCGUUAAAUAUAAAGCAAAAUAAAUGAAAGACAAAUGAAGACUCUGACGAAGACGAAACUCCGUGAUGAUGACCGAAAAAAUGAUAAAAAUCUGUGUGCGCGUGUCGCGAAGCUCGAUCGAACGACGCGUACUCCGCCUCUGUGAACUUCACGAAGUAUGCGUAUACUCACAUGUAAAUAUGUAUACUUCGACGGCAAAUGAAGACGAAAAUUAUGUAACAAGGCGACGAAUGUCAGUUUGACUGAAAUAAUAGAAAAAAGCGUUACGAAAGGACACAAAAUUCAUGAAGAACUGUAACUGCGCAAGGGAACUAGAAACAUUUACGUCAACCACAUAAUAUGAUUAUUCAGAGACAACGACACAACGCAUUAAUAAAGUAAUAAUAAUACUAACCAUUACCGAAUUUAUUAAUAACGCGAUUAAUAAUCGUCAUUAUUACGACGAUAAAACAACAAAUAUUAAUAGAUAUUACUACCAUGAUGAUGAGAAUGAUGAUCAUUCGUUAUGCGUACAUUACAAUAUACAUAAAUCUUUAUAUAUCUAUACAUAUGUAUAUACACGCGUAUACAUAAAUAUACAUAUAUAAACAAAAUGUAUGUAUAUCUUACGGUAUGAGCCGCCAAAGACGGGCGAUCCGAAAAAUCGAGUCGAUCAUUAACGAACGUUGAUGGAACGCGAGUGAAUGUGAUGAGAUUUGAAAAAAAUGAGGGCCACCUGCUCGAAAUUUUGGUGGAAGCCCUUUUGUCUGAGCAAUUUUUCGGCCGGUCCAUUUUGGGUGGCUCACUCUGUAUACGGGGUAGCGUGAUAAGGUGAGCUUGCAGUUCAGGACGAUGUAUUACUGAAAUAUAAAAUGGCAAAGAGAAUAAUAUUUCACGAGACAAAAAUAUAAUUAGGCUUUAGCUUUGUACGUGAGGGAAGAAAAACGUGUGCUUAGUGAACUAGGAAAAAAGAGAAAAAAAAAGAAAAGAACAACAGCGGACGUGAGAGAGAGAGAGAGAUUUGUAAUUUGUACCGGCAUCGACAUUUGUAAUUUAUUGGAUGCGAGAUGAAAUCGCUGGGAAAGUGACAUGGUAAUACAUGAAACGAAGGUUAUUGUUAAAAAAGAGAAAUAAUGAUGAUACUGAAUCGAGGGAAAUAAACGGCCAUCGGGAACGGUAAAUGAAUUGUUUCGACUGCCAUUUUGGUAUGAAGUUCGAGUAUAUUUCCAUCACCCUAGCGAAGCGAACUCAAUUCGAUUUUUAUGAAUGUCGAUGGGGGAUGCUGCUUCGGGGUGUAGGAAAUAUCACUCUCGUCGAUUUUCUGUCGUUUUUUCGUUCAAUAUCCGUCACGAUUAUUGCAUUUCUCAGUUAAUGAAUAAUCGUUAAAUGAAAUUGUAUCGGAGAUGAAUUUCAUUAUCGUGCGUACCAUUGAGCGAGGAAUAUUACCUUCGUGGGAGAACAAAAGGUGCUGUAACGAAUCCGCACUCUUCUAAAUUCUCUGAUCGGCGGUCGGUCCGAUCCGAGGAACCAAGAAGCAAUACUGUCGAUGCCUAUUAUACUAUUAUACGAGCCUUUUAGCCCAAAGUAAAUGAAGAAUGACAAAAAACAACCAACACAUUGCGUUGAAAAAUUAAUAUUGUGAAUAAAAACAGAAACAUGCACACGCACACACACACAUACACACACACACACACAGUGAAAAGUAAUAAAAUUAAAAAACCGAGCAUUACACUACUCUGCGGAGGCUUUACCAUACCUAUAAAGUGUGCGGCAGUGUGUACCCCAGCAGUUCGAGGACUGACAAAGUCCAACGAGGUCGAAACCAUCUAAGCCGCACGUAUUCUUUACGGCACUGAAACCAACAGAAUCUCGAUGAUAUUUCAUUGUGAAGAAGGAACGAAUGACAUUGAGUUCGAACGAAACAAAAAUUAAAAAGCACCCACCGUUGUGACAGGACUGAAAAUAUACGGGAAUCGAGUCUCUCGCGUGUCCAAAAAUCGCACGAAAUUUGCUCAUGAGUUUUAGGAAACGAAGAAAAUAAAAUAGCGUCGAAUAAGAUGAAUAAUAAACAAACAAACAAACAAAAAUACAAAUCAAUAAAUAAAGAGACGAGAGAGAAAAUAAAACAAGUUGAAAACAAGAACGCGAAGGGAUUUCGUGGGUAUUCGACGAGUAGCAUAUUAGAUAUGUACUGCAUAAAGAUACACACCGAAGGUAGAGAACAAGGAGAAAUACAAAUAUAGAUACACUUUGAAAAAUGAAGAGAAAAAAACCAAAAAUUUAAAAAAAAAAAAAACACACAAAGAAAUGAAAUCGACGAAUAUAAGUGAGUAUAUAAAACGGGGGAGGAACUCUUGUAUAAAGUAGCGUGCGUAGUGGCUGAACGAAAAAAAAAAAAUAAAAAAAGACACGAGCGAGUUUGUUGUUGAACAUAAUAUUAUUGUAAGCAUUGAGAAUUAAAAAAAAUAAAAUUGAACAAAAAAAUGAAUUACCAGUGAUGGUGACAAUGAUUAUAAUAUUAUAUUAUUGUUGUUAAAUACAUAUAUAUAUACAUACAUAACGUACAUACGUAUAUGUAAAUAUAUAAUGCACAUACCUUUACCUUAAUAUACAUUUAUAUUAUUUAUUAGUGCGUAAAUUACAAUGAAUAUUAUUUAGUUAGUUUGAACUAUGUCAUCACAUGGAAUACACAUCAAAAUCAUUAUGAGAAAUUUUAUGACGAUGAGAAGAACGAUUCAUGCAACAUUUCGUAGUCACACCAACGCGAAAUCCAAUUUUCUCUACAGGAAAGAGCAUCCUGCUUGGAAAGCCAGCGUUCAAUCGCCUUUUCCCUGUCUCUAUAUUGAUCACAUUUCUAAUCAAGAAGAUCGAGGGGGCUGUAUCGGUGUCACUAACUUAAAAUAAUUUAUUCAUUCAACCGAUACGUGUGUCACUCUGAAUUGACGUACGUUCUGAUUCGUGAUGUCGAUUAGAUACGAAAUUCACCGUUAUUUAUUCAAAAAUUCAAACCACAAAGGCAAGAAUUAAACAUAUUCGCGAAUCUACUGCUAUUUAUCAGGCGGAAAUGUUGGUAAAUUCCACUUUUCAUCAACUUUGGUUAUGGAAAACUGAAAGAUUGCUUGAAUUUUCGACUCGACACGGGUCCAUUCUUCACCGAAAUUAUGUCGAUUGCACCACGUUUGCGGAGUACUUUUUCACAGCUGUCAGGGAUAAAAAUCAGUCUUGUGGUAAUGAAGCACACUUGAAAAGUUUUAUAAAUUGAUAAUCAAAGUAAAAAAAGGAUUUUCGAGCUCGUUUCUGGAGAUUCACAAUUAAGAAUGUUAGUCAUGAAAAAUCAUAGGUCGAUUUGCGUUCCAGCAUUCACAUUUCUUUUUCAACAAUUGGAUUUGAAUUUACGUCUUUAUUGGAGUAAUGAAACUUUCGAAACUCCCCCUUCCAGCUCCUGAGCUGCAUAGCAUGGACUGCGAAUUGUCCACUCGCUAAUACGAACUCUCGAUCAAUCCCCUCGUGUCACUCCACCACGACGCGAAUUAUUUCUUUGUAGUCAUAUUAAGAUUCAUGUCUAAAACUAAAGAGAAGUAAGUACAUAAACACGUAAGAAUAUGCGUUGAUGUUAUUUAGUUCUAACUGUUGGAAGCAAAAGGAAAAGUAAUAAACGAAAUCAUGUUACCGAAUUUCGCCGUCUUAUAUUCUGUCUCUGCAACUUUUCCUUCGUUUCAAUUUAAUGGGACUAUUGCCGAUUGAGCCAGGACGUUUUCGAGCGUAGAAACUCAAACUCAAAAUUCAUAGUCUGGCGAGGGAAUUGUGAUCAGAGAAUUUACUGAUUUCGAAUUCCAAACUUAUAAAUAAAAAUUGGUUGGAUGAAUUCGAAUAAAACCUUGCACACAUCUUUUGCAUACUCAGAAGCACUGGAUUAAUAUUUUUUUUCAAUUUAAAAAAAAAAAAAAUGUCGACCAUUUGAAAAAAAAAAAAUCACAAUUUUUGUGGAUUUCUCAGUAGAAAAUUGUUUAUAAAAGACAAGAACAAAGGUUAUCAAAAGGCGGCUACGUCAUGCUGAAAACAUACGUUUUCCCUACAAAAUGCAAUUUUAAUCAAGUCGCUGGGAUAAAAACUCUUUCCGUUUUGCUGUCAACGCCCAUUCAAGGGGUGCCAUUUUCGACCCACCAUUGUACAAAAAUAUACCAUUAAGAAAAUAAAAAAAAAAAAAAUUCAGUACUUCUGAGCAUGUAAAAGAUGUGUACAAGAUUUAAUGUGAAUCCAUCCAACCAAUUUUUAUUUAUAAAUUGAACACAAAACAACCAAAAAUUCCAACGUUUGCACUGUUCACAGCCCUUAAAGAUUGCAUAAAUUUUUUAUCUUAUAAUAGUCUUACUGCCUUUUCCUUAGAAUGUUCGGAACUGGUGGUUCUGUAGGUGAUGUGUUUAUAUUCAGGAGCUGGUGGACAUCGAUGAGAAAUUCACGGUAUGCGAAACGUUUGGAAUGGACUCCUGAGCGAAAAUCGCUUAGAUGGCAAAGUUUUCAUGGCCCAGAUAUACGGGCUCGGGAGACUUACGCAAUGACUCAGUUUGCCGCUUGAUAUAUUCGAAUUUCAAAAUCGAACUCCGCGAGUUAGUCAAUCCAUGCGUAAUUUUUGACAUUCGUUAAUGCUUCUGUAUCUUUUAUGGAAACUGCAAAUGCUGCAAAAUCAUAUUUAGCAAUACCCGCGUUCCAGUUGUCACAGUUUUCGUUCGAAAUUCAGCAGUCCGAAAAGUCUCGAGGAAGCACGCAGUCCAUUUUCCCUUGGUCUCGCAUCAGUACGGUUAUUAUUUUAUAAAGGGUCGGACCUUCUGGAAUAUUCAAGCGCAAAAGAAAAGUUUCUAAUUAACGCUCGAGGUUCGGUGUGUCGGGGAAAGCGCGGAGGAAAUUAAUCUGUAUGUAUAACGGAAAAAACCGCCGAGCUUAAAUUGUACGGAGAUUUUAAAAAAAUAAAAAGUGCAACAAGGUGACGAAGAAAGGCCAUAAAAAUGGCUGGACUCACCGGCUCGCUGGCUGAUUCACGACUCCUGCUUAUUACAACUUUUAUCUUUUUCGCCGAUCUUUCCAACGCCGAUGACAUUUUUCUCACCGUUAACGUUAAAAAACCCUUGGCUUUGACGAGCGACAAGUUUCUCAGUUACACUCUCGACCCAACGGUCGUUCUCACCGGAGAUGCUCUUACACGACAUGCCGAAAGGAGCGUCAACAUGGCGAGAGCUCUCUCACCUGCAUUCGUCAGAAUCGGUGGACCUCGAAGUAACUCGUAUACCUUCGUGAGACCUCGUAGCAUGCACUUCGAGGAAGAUCCAAAUUUUACGAUUACUGAGUCAAACUGGAUCAACGUUAAUCGCUGGGCAGAGAAUGCAGGUCUAGACAUACUGGUAUGCAUCACACCGCAACAUACUGAGAUCGGAGGUGGAGAUUCUGUCUGGGAUUCGAGAAACGCUCUGGACCUCAUCUCGUUCAGUGAUCAAAUGGGUUUCAAUACCAGCUGGCAACUCGGUUACGAGUGUCAAACUCGUUGCGACGUAACUGGCAUCGAUAGUGGCAAAGCAGUUAUGCGACUACGCAGUAUGCUAGAUGCAUUUCCAAGGUACUCGAAGAGCCUCGUAACUGGUCCAGAUGUCGUAGCAUACCGAACGAAACAGCAACAGCAGUACCUACAAGAUUAUUUGAGCGUUGCGGGGAAUGCACUUUCGGCAAUAACUUGGCAUCCAAACUUUGCCGGCGUAACGCUCGAUGAUGAGGGUGUAUCGAUGCAAUAUGAUAGCUUGGCAGUCGACAGAGAUAGCCUUUACAGACUCGUAGGACGCGCUAUAUGGAAAAAACCUCUUUGGAUUGCUGAAUCAAAGCCGGAGGAUUGCAAGAAACAAUUUUUGGGUGCCCUCGCGUGGACGAGGCGCCUAGGCAACGCAGCGAGACUCGGAGUUCAAGUUAUCUUGAGGCAGCCUUAUGGUUCCAACUUGCUUCAACCAACUCCCGAUUAUUGGGUUUCCGUACUCCAUAAAGCACUGGUGGGUCCCGAAGUCCUCGACGCAAGAGUAACCAACGGGAAUCGCAGUCACGUACACUUUUAUUGCCAGUGCACGAAACCCUCGUCGAAAUACGAGAAAGGCUCAUUGACCGUUUUCGGAAUAAAUCUGACGCCGAAGAAAAUAGUCGUUAAUCUAAAAAGUUUGAAGGCCAAAACAAUUCACAAAUAUAUAUUGCUGCCUGGCUUCGACGCGGAUAACAGAAUGUUCUCUGAAACUGUCCUGCUCAACAACGCGCCUUUGAGACUCAUUAAUGAACAAGAAUUACCCCAAAUAAGACCACAGGUUUUGAACGCCAGUAAAGGAGUUUCCAUGAAACUUCCAUCCGGAGGCAUAGGCUUCUGGGUUCUGCCAGGUCUCAAGAUCAAAUCAUGCGGUGGCCUCGAGGACGACAACACGGAUAAAACGUUGCUGAAAAGAUUAUCAAAACGCCUGGAAGAGUCGGAAUCCGAGGAGGACAACGUCGCCGGUGAAGAGACAAACUACAACGAUAUUUUAUCAAUGAAAUCGAACAAGAACCGGAAGCGCAGUAGGCAAUAUUACAACGGGGAAGGCGAGAGCGAAAAACAUCACAUAAAAAUAGAGGCGGAAAGGGAUCUCGAUAGGCUGGAAAAGAUGCUUCGAAAACGAGAAAAUCACGACAACGGAAUGUCCAUGUGGAGGGGACGCACGUCUUAUUUCGGCUCCGACGAUCGGAUACCGGAGAAAAGAUUCGACGGAAAUGACUUUGACGAAACGAGCCGAGAGAUGAGGGAAAAACUGAAAGAAUACAAAAGACGUUUGAAGCAAUACGAGUACAAAAUUAAGAGGAUCGAACCUUCGUCACGAGCCUAUGUGGCAGAAAGCGAGGAGACGGUCGACAGUGAAAAGGUCAUUGAUGCCAUGAAACUGAUAUCAAAAAUGGAGAAUGCAAUGAGGAAACUCGAGAGAGACGAGCUAACGAACACAGCGAUUCUCGAUCGACACGGCGUAAGCAGCGCUCGCAGGACUCCGAGCAACGGUAGGAACAAUCGAGACGACACGUUCCUCGACAAACUACUCGACUCGAAGAAAAUAAAACGCAGCAGCGUGCCAUCGAGAAUCGAGGACCAAUUACGAGCGAUUUACCAGAUGCUGGCUGAUGAAAGAGACAGACGUCGCAGGAGUGACACAGAAAAUGAAGGGACUGUUGGAAGAAAACAAGCCGGCGUCGUAAGCUCAACAACAGACAGGGGAAAUUUUUCAAGACCACGCAGAGACGCUGACAAGAAAUUCGGCGUCGAUCCACUCGGGCUCAGAAGAGAAGGGCUCUAUCGGAGAUUAAGCCGGUUUACCGACGACGAGACCAAAGAUCGUAGAAUCCGACGGAAGGACGAGCGCAGCAGAGACAGACAUGCUUUCAUAAUCGACUCAGAAGAAGCCUCUGACAGUGAGGAAGAUGAUUUUUACGGUUUUCAUAAACGUGAACCAAUGAGAAACUUUCCACACGGUGACGUGCAUCUCUCAAUUGGGAAAUCCGAGGAAGAGCCUCCAAAAGACUACGAUUAUGAGAUAGACGACGACGGAGAGCGACAUUCGAGAAAAAUGUCAAAAGGCUCCAGGCUACACAAGACUCUCAGAGCAAAGCUUGACGAAGAUAAAAGUCUGCGCGUAGAAGUGGAAAACAUCGGAGCUGCUCACCUACCCAUUGACUACUUCGGGAAUUUUAGACUCUCCACCCGACCACGACCACGACACAAAGAUGUGGAAGGCGGCCACAGCGAGCUCUGGGAAGGCGAAUCGAUCAGUCAAAAAAGUGAGGACACUUCGAGCCCUGAAAUAGAUCGGUUGGUCACUGUCGAGGAAAUCGUUCCCGAACAACAUCCCGAUGUGCAAAACGAUCGGAGAGCUAAAGACUUGAUAGUGGAAAAGCUCAUCCGUUACUUUAAGGGCCCGAGUGCCGAAACGGACGAAAUACCGGAUUACGAAAGCACCGAGGAUUUCAAGUACCGGGAAAGUUAUGAGAGGACUCCGGCCCAUACGAUGAAGAAUCGUGGUGAAUCGAACUUGAAGGUCCAAGUCGAUUCCCACUAUCCGACUCAGGUUACUCCAACGAAGCAUUUUAAGAGGCACGAGGAAUGCGAGGAGAAAACGUGCCUCGCUUCGGACAAACCCGGUAAUUUGGCAGCCGUUAAGUCAUCGGAUUUCAACGAACCGACUGGCGCUUCGGAGGAAAAAACUACCAGCAGUAGCGACACGGCCUAUAAAAUCACCGAUGAACCUGCCAAUAGAAAUAAAAGAUCGACGAACAUUUUACUCGAAGAUGCUCUCAAUCGUGAAAUGAUAUUCCAGGAUGACAACAACCUUAAAGAUUGCGAUUGCCGCGUCCCCAGAAGCGCGAAAGCUGUCAAACGCGACGUGGAUGAUGGUAAAAGGAAAAGGCUCAAUCGCCCAUUGACGAAAUCAUUGCGCUCUUCACGAUUAGGGUCUCGCCAAACAAGUCCACUCCGAAAAAACCGAAAACGCGAAGAAAAGUCGAGCCCAAUACCCGCCGAGGAUGAAGAUGAGAGACAGAAUCCGCGAGUUACGAGACGCAAACGAAGUUCGGAGUCGUCGAAUGAUAAAAUCGAAUCAGAAAAAACAGCGACGACCGAUUCUGACAGACCCGGAAGUACGAACGGUUACGAUUCACCGAAAAAUCUGGAGACCCCAAAAAUCCGAAUGACUAAGGAUUCGCCGUUAAAAAACGAAAAGGUAAAUCGUACGACGGAACGCAGGCCAAUGGGAGCUCGCAAGGCAGCGAAGCGACGUGCCCAAUCAAAAUCGUCCACGAUUUACCCACAGACUCGAGAAACAAAUUCCGAAGGCCAGGAAUCUUCCACGCCGAAAAUUGAGCUAGAAGAAAACAAACUCGUUACAACGCUCACACCGAAUACUAAACUUUCUCGCUUCCGGAAAAAUAGAAAAGGAGCCGCAAAAGAGCUCAACGAAACAACGGGAGAACCGAGCUAUUCGGACAGUACGACUGUACCGAGUGUCGGGCUCAGGAGCCCCCUUUAUAAGGUUAACAAGAUGGCGUCUUCCCGCAAGGGUGUCACGGCUACGACUAAUGCGCCUCCGUCGACUGCUGUCUCGCAGAGGAGCCUUCAGGAAUCGACUACGGAAACUGAGGAAUCGAAUGCGCGUGUUACGGAGCCUUCGAAAUCGAUUAAAAAAUCGGCGAAUCCGCAAUCGGUGUUGUCCAAAUUGCGCCGGAAGAUGGUAACGACAACCGCGAUGCCCACGAUUGCUGCUGCUACUCAAUACGGUUUCGAGGCAGACGAGACUCCGAAGACCGAGUCACCUGUUCGCAAGGUGAGAAAAUCAGCGAAAACGGAGACAACAACUGCAGCGCCGAUGGACAGUCCAAUCGUAACUGCGACGAUGAACAGCGAUGAGAAAAGAUUUCUUAAAGCUAAAAGACUCGAGCUGUUUCUACAAAAGUUUUUAGAGACAUCAUCGCCACCAGUUUUAAGAUCCCUGAAAAAUAACGACGUGAAACGAUCUCCGAAGCUUGAGAGCACAGUUCUGAAAGAGACUCUCGAAACGACGACGAUCCCCGUAGUGACACCUCCGGAAAAUCAAGAUGAGAAAAAGUCGCUCAAACCGAAAAAAGCAGAGCGAUUGGAAAAGUUGAAGGCACCGACUCCGUCCCCGGUUGUAGCAUCCAUGAAAAACGACGAUGAGAAAAAGUCGCCUAAGUCUAAAAAGGCAGAGUUAGCGAAGAAGUUAGACGGAACAACUCCUUCGCCGGUUGCAGGAUCCGUGAAAAAUAACGGUGAGAAAAAACCACUAAAACUGAAAAAAAUCGAGUUGCAAAAAUCGGAAGGAAAAUCGUUUUCCGUAGGAGCCCCGAUGAAAAGCAACGUCGGGAAGCAAUCCCUGAAAUCAAAGAAAUCCGAAUCAUUGCCGAAAACGUCCCUCGUUGGAGCGUGUACGAAAGACGGCACUGAUAAACAAUCAUUUAAGGAGAAAACGGCUGAAUCAUUACGAAAAUUGCAAGCCAAAUUGCGCGAGAAGAGGGAAAAGCUUGUGAAUGAAUAUCGCAAGGAAUUGUUGAGCGAGAUCGAUGCUGCGAGUGAGGAAAAUAGAAAUAUUUACCGACGCGAAGUCAUGGGCAUGAUGAUGAACGAGGCAGAGCUCCGCGAGCUCGUGGAUCAAGCGAAAUUCGAAUAUCUUAAGCACAACAAGCCCGUAGAUUACGAACUCGCGGAAGAGUCUCACGAUCUUAACGAGACUGGAAUAAUCGGACAGAAAUCCGUACCGCAAGUGCAAGAGAUUUCGAAACCGCUUCACGUGACUCAAGAAAGUACAGCAACGCCGCGAACUCAAAACAUCGAAAUGUCCAUCAAACCAGCAUCACUGGAAGCUCAGCCAGCAGCGAAGGCUAAAAAUAUCAGCCCACGCCUGAACGAUGACGCUACGAAUCACAAGAUUGCAAGACGUGACGACAAACCACACCACGAGAACGUCGGCAGUUCAGAGAGUAUGCCGUUCUAUUCACCUGUGCUGUACGGAGAAGAUUUUCGUGACGGAACAUCCGCCGGAACAAAAGAAUUCGUCGGGUUUGCUGAACCAUUUGAAAAUUCCGCGUUCACGCACAAAGAUAAAAAAAUCAUGCCCAAUUACACGACUGAAAACCGCUCUGACUAUUCCGAUGAAGUUAGCGACGUAGAUUACGACACAGAUUUGUUUCUGAAUGGCGAAGAGAAAAAUCGGAGUGCAGAAGUGUCCGACGAGUUGGCGAGUUCGAAACACAAUUCUAGCGACGAUGGCAACAAAUUGCUCAGAAAUUUGAAGGGUAAAAAUCCAUACGAAGCAAUUAACGAUGAUACGAGAACCACCGAGGCCGAACACACUUCGAAAAAAAGAUAUUUAACAAGUUCAGACUUUGAUCGUGAACAAAAGUAUGAAAGUCCAAAGUACGCGAGACUAUUCGUAGACAGACGCGAAUCUCUUCCGGGGGACAAAAUCGCAGUGACGGUGCUCAACGAUCGAGAGAGCAAAGGCAAGGUGAAGAGCAUUGGAACGAAAAAUUUGGAGAAGAAAAACAUUGAGGCGGGUGGUGAAAAACCAUCGUGGAUCGUGAAACGUUUGAAAGACGAUUAUCAGGAAAAUCACUCAGCCAUGAUCAAUUAUGCUGAUUUAGAUGAAGCGUUGAACUCCGGCGAUUACGAGCUAGUUAUGCUGAUUCCUGUGAAUGAUAGUCAAAGGAAAAUUAGACAAAAACGAAAUGUAAGAAACCAGAUAACGAGAGAUCUAGGAAUCUCGGCUGCACAUGACGUAAUAAUCGACAUAUUGCCGAAAAACGAGAAAGAAGAUGCAACAAUUGAUCAUGCCGAUCACAACGUCAGGACUAACGAAAUUGUCUCCGAAGAUUUUCCAAGAACGGAAAUUUUGAACCAUCACGAAAGAGACGAUCAUUCGAUGGGACAAUAUCUGAUACCCGCUAUCGAUAGAAAACUGAAAAUGUCGGAGGAAAGAGAUGUCAAAAUACUCGCAAAUAAAUUCCUCAAGGAAGAAGAAACAGUUCCGUUCAUUCCAGAUACACAUGUAACAUUGGAAAAAAAAUCUCCCAGCGACGAAGAACUUCCCGAUGUUUUGAAAGAAGCUCUGUCAAAACCGGAAGUGAAUGGUGGACUCGGCGAAGCCCAACGCAUUUCCGAAUCUCUUGAAAAAUUCAUCGACGAUUUCGAGGACAAGCUCGCGACCAAAAGAGACAAUCCGAAUAAAAACGUAGCAAAUAUUUUUCCAAUUAGUAGUGACAUUCUAGGUACGACGGUCACGAACGUGAAGAAAUUAUUCAAUUUUCUCUCGGGACUCGUACAAGUAUUUCGAGCCAAUUAACAUAUUAAUCAUUUUCUCUGGCUCCAUAAUGUACAGUUCGUUAUUUAUGUACGAUUUUUUUUACACUUUUUGUACGAACCUUACGAUAUAUUCGUCGAACAUUCACAAUGGAAACACGAUGUUACCCAAUGUGUCAAUAUUUCAAUGAAUAUCAUUUAUUUUGUGUAAUAAAAUAUUUUACUACCCGA
This is a messenger RNA of Venturia canescens, 21910 nucleotides long. RefSeq lists its product as uncharacterized. Lineage: Eukaryota; Metazoa; Arthropoda; Insecta; Hymenoptera; Ichneumonidae. Gene Ontology annotation, cellular component: extracellular matrix. The transcript has 9 exons. The coding region runs from base 14835 to 21722 and encodes 2295 amino acids. The record is from RefSeq and is a predicted model, not a curated record.